AGCAGGAGAGGCUGGCGGGCGCCUUCCUCUCCCCAUCCUCAUCCUCCUCUUCCUCGCCACACCUCCUCCCUUGACCUCGAGAAGAGAGGCGGGAGGGGGGCGUGGGCGGGCGCGCCGAGGAGCCAGCUCGACUCCAGGCAUUGCAGGGGACGCGGCGGCGCUCCUCCUCCGGCUCCGGCCUCCUCCCGCGCCUCCGAGCCCAGGCAGCGAGCGGGGACGCAGCCCAUCGCCGCCCUCGGCCUCCUUGGCGGACCCUUGGCGGCCGGAGCACGUGGGGCUGGGCUUGAAUGACUGCUGCGGCCGCCCCCCUCCCCUCCCCUCCCCUCCCGAAAGCAAGCCAAGCUGAAGGAAGGCGGGAAGGGAGCUCUCCUCUUGGCGCGGCGCUCCUGCUCCUCUGCAGACUUCGCGGGCCAUUAGCGCUGCGCCAAACUCCGGCCAGACAAUUGCUCUAGACCAGGAUAGCCAUCAUGGACAGUAAUAUUGAUGAACAUCAACUAAGUGUCAUAAAAAAUCCACCUGGAUGGGAAAUAGGUGUCUAUAUUACUGGGGCACUUGCUCUUCUGGGAAUAGCUGGAGUGAACCUGUGGAAGCUUUGGAGAUCUGGCAGCUAUCCUGCACCAUCUCCAUUUCCAAACUAUGACUACAGAUACCUUGAACAAAAGUAUGGGACCACGUAUUCCCAGAUCAAGCAAAAGAGAGCUGCAAACAACUUCCGAAAGGCAGGAGACAGGACAUCUCCUGUUCGCAAGCCAAGCCUGAAAAUGGAUGACACCUUUGAAAACAUCAAUGAGUUAGGCACUUUGGAGCUGAUGCAUAAAGAGCUUGAUUUGGCUCCCUAUGGUCCCCUGAAAAAGUCUAUUUCCACUGACUCCCUCAGUUCCAUCUCCUCUAUUGGGAAUAACUUUGGCCAAGAAUUCACAGUUGGACAAGUGGAAGUCAACAUGGAAUACAAUGUACAUUCCAACACCUUGCAUGUGACACUGCUGCAAGGGAAGGAUCUCAUGGAGAAGGAAGAUAUCAACUUUGAGUCCUGUUUUGUGCGCAUAAGUUUACUCCCGGAUGAACAAAUUGUUGGCAUUUCUAGGAUCCAAAGGAGUGCGUACUCUGUUUUCUUUGAUGAGAGAUUUUCAAUUCCCCUGGAUCCUUCUGCCUUGGAGGAAAACAGUUUAAGGUUUUCUGUCUUUGGCAUUGAUGAAGAUGAGAGGAACAUCAGCACUGGGGUAGCUGAACUGAAGCUGUCAGAUUUAGAUCUCUCUAUUCGUCCUUUCAAUGCAUGGCUCUAUCUACAAGACAUGAACAAGGCUAGGGAUUCAGUGGGGGAAAUCCUGCUUUCUCUUAGCUAUCUACCAACAGCAGAGAGAUUGACUGUAGUUGUGGUUAAAGCCAAGAAUCUUGUGUGGACGAAUGGCAAAAUGUCUGCAGAUCCUUUCGUCAAAGUAUAUUUACUGCAGGAUGGCCGGAAAAUCAGCAAGAAAAAGACUGCAGUGAAAAGAGAUGAAGCCAAUCCAGUGUUUAAUGAGGCCAUGAUUUUUUCAGUGCCAGCAAUUGUCCUACAGGAACUGUCUCUUCGGGUGACAGUGGCAGAAUGUUGCGAUGAUGGAAGAGCCGAAAACAUUGGCCAUGUUGUCAUAGGCCCAGCUGCAGGGGGCAUGGGCAUCACCCAUUGGAACCAGAUGUUGGCCACCUUGAGGAAGCCCGUCUCCAUGUGGCACCCACUUCGACGAAGCUAAGGGCACAAUUAUUUACUGAAUAAUUCAGUAUGGUGCCUGAAUUCUUCCUAUUCAUGGAUAUUAUUAGCUAAUGAACUUUAGGACACCUAAGAGCAAAAACUACUUGCCCAAAUAUUCUUCACAAAAAGGGAGUAGCAGCAAUAGCAAAGACACAAACAAUUAAAAGUCAGUUGCCAAACAAGACCACACAAGCCUUGGGAAAGCUUCAGAACUAAACACCUAUGUGUGGAAGCCAUAUUAAUACAAAUGUUCCCUCUAGGAUCUUGGGAAAAAAUGGGAUGGCCUCUCUUGACACCAUUAUUCUGACAUCACCAGCUUGGAGAACUGUCUUUUUAAAAUUUAUUUGCCACUGGCCUGGUUUUUCCUCUAGCAAAGAGAAUUAGAAGGGAAAGCUUGAGGUCUGUCAUCUGCUUGACUUCACUCACCCCUUAAACACGUGUACUUGGAAGUCUAAUCCAUUGCCUUGAUCUUGCUUCAAAUUAGGUGCAUUUUGGAUCACAGUUCUGUAUCUUAGUCCUUGUCAGAUUCAUUGGGAAGCAAGUCUCACUUCAGAGGAACUUGGUAAUAAGGAAAGUUGCUUUACAAUCAUUGCAACCUGUAAUCAGAGUCACAUGCAUGUUCAUUGUGGACCAGAAUCUAGAAGUGUCAUGUGAGUGCGUUGCAGUGAAGAACAAGGCCAAUAUUCUAUUCACUGUUUACACCAUGGAGCAUUACACCUAUGUGGCUAUUCCAGAGCCUACCGAAUUACAGAAUCGUGUAACUAAUCACACCAACCGGUGCCAUGGCAUUCACUUUCCUGUUCUGCAUCGUUAGUACAACUCCCUAUUUGCUUCAAAGAUCCACACUGGCAGAACUUCCUAGGCAGUGCAACCAUGAGUGCAACAUUGUACAUUGGCUUCAUGGGGUGUGUGCAACCCUGAAUAUGAUACCUCACCCUUGUGCAACCUCUGAGAAAGUACAACAAUUUGCAUAACACCAGCGUGAAGUUGCAACAGGAUACUCAACUAAGAGGCUACUUUAUGUACCGAUCUAUUGUAGUAUGACAGUUUUUACAGACUAAGUUCUUAUGUGUUUGUCAUGAAGUGGAUCUGCUUUUUGCCUGUGAUGAAGCAGCUUCUCACAUCAAGAACUCGUGCAAGAAAAAUUAUGUCCAGUGGUCUUUUUUGUCUUACUUUAUAUACUAUAGUAAGUGUGAACCAGAGAGUAUACAGCAUGAUCACAAAAUCCACAAGCAUCCAUCAAAUGACUAUCUAGAUUAUAGUGAAGUCUCAUUUAACCCAGUGUUCCAGAAAUAGCACUAGUGUCUAUGAGAGUGUAAUCUUUUACAUGUCUACUCAGAGAUAAGCCUCUUUGAAUUCAGGCCUAAACCAGACUUCAGGUCUAUAUCAAAAGCUGUUCGAGCAAACAUCGACCGUCCAGUUACUUUAGGCUUCAACUUCCAGACAUCCCAGCCAGCAUACCGGCUGUUAGGAAUUGUGGGAGUUGAAGUCCAAAACACCUGGGCAGCCAGAGUUUGCCCAUGUCUGAGUUAGAGGGAUGCUGGACAUAGCAGCUUUUUCCUGUGGUGACCCUUGGAGUGCAGAACAUGAAAUGUUUCACCUUAGAUCCUUAAGUGAAUUAGAUGGCUUUCCUUUGAGAGCCACACCAUAGGAAUUUAAAUAUAUGCCUUUUAAUAACAAAGGAGUGGCAAUUUCAUUACCAAAGCUCAGAUCCAUAUAGGAGUAUUUAUAAAUUGGUCAUCUUUUAGUUUUCUUAGAUUUUUUUCUGCAUAAUGGACAUCCUUCUUCAUAAGCAAAAUUAGCACAAGAGUCCAAUAGUCUAAAUGUAUCUCAGGAAAAGUUUGAACAAUUUGCAAAAUCCGCUGAUGUGCAUAGUUGAUUUUGAUAAGAGAGAAACUACCCUUAAAAACAUGAAAAAGCUUGCUUUUAAUUAAAAGGCAUCCUGUCACUGAAGUUGAAGAAAUAGUGAUUUCCAUAGAUUUCAGGGGAGGAAAUGUCAGCAGGGUCCCCUCAACCAAUUCUGACAUUUGAUAUGAGAAGCAUUUGGAGAAGUCACUUUUAAAGACUACAACUUCCAGAAACGGUAACUCAGCCUGUCCACGAGGUUUUGGAGUUAUUUCCAAAAGUAAUUUUUCCAAUCUGUGAGCAUGAACCAGAAAAAGACUUGGUGUCUGCAGUUCUAUUGCAGGUCAAGUACUGGCUGCUUUGUCUAGCUGUGUACUUCCAAAAAUACACAAAACCAAGCCCUACUCAGAACACUAUUAUUAUUAUUAUUAUUAUUAUUAUUAUUAUUAUUAUUAUUAUUAUUAUUAUUAUUUUUAAAAAGCUCAUCGUUUACAGGUGUCACACGCAAUCAGUUUCAAACAUUGCUGUUGAAACUAUAACUAUUGAAUGUAAACCCAUUUGACAUUGGGAAUUUAACUUUUGAAGAAAAACCCUUCCUCUUCUUUGAAGCUUAGCAAAUGCCAUUAUGAGUCAAGCAAAUUUUGCUAUGUGGUACUUUUUUUAGGUUGGAGGACAAAAUAUUCUACAUUUCAUUUCCUAUAGCUAACCAGAUGUUAAAUGAUCCUUCUACAGAGCAAAAUACCACAGUGGGAAUGGUUUUAUCAUCUGAACAGAAGGAGGGACAUCUGGAUUGACAGAAGCCAAAGAUCCAUUUAAUACAAGACUGGUGAUUUGUGAGUGUGUGCCGAUGAGGUGGAAGCUUUGGUGUACUCUGUGAAGGAUAACAGAAGGGAGACAUUGGGAAUUCACUCUGGAAAUUUAGUAGACCAGCACUCACCAUCUGAACCCCUUGAGGCAUUGUCUAUUAAAACUAUAAAAGUAUAGUAACAAAACAAUCCAAAAUAAUAGAGCAGGAGAAAUUAUUAUAGGUAAACAUCAGGGUUGAAAAUGACUGGCAAAUCAAAACUGAAUUUUGCUGAUUUUUAAAGAGGUCUGGGAAUCUGGAAUGCAUAACACUUGCUACAGCUGAUUAGGAAUGAGUCUGAUCCUAUAAGCUGUACAAAUAUUUGCAAAUUUUAUCAUUGAAAACAUGUAAUAAUAAUAAUAAUAAUAAUAAUAAUAAUAAUAAUAAUAAUAAUAAUAUAAUAUACCGCUCUAUUUCUCCGAAGGAACUCAGGGCAGUUUCCAAAGGAGCAAAACAACAUACAUGUAAUACAUGUAUUACCCCAGUUUAGCCGAGAUAAGAAAGGUUGGUUAUAAACCCAUCUUUUCUUAGCCUGGUACUAUCCAAACGCAUUAGAUUUUGAUUCAUAUGGCCAAUGACUGUGCUCACUGGAGAUCAGAUUGGCGUAAAGGGUUAUAAAAUGUAUAACCUAGCAAUGCUUACAUUAUGCAGAUGCUACAGUAUGUGUACACUAGGAUAACAGCCACAAGCUACAUCAAUACGAAAGCAUUAAUGCAUCACUUCCCUAAUUAAUUCAUUUGCUUUCCUUAGAACACCUCAAGGGUGUGUGGAGAAAGAGCAUCAAAAUUCAAUAAGACAAAAUACCCCAAAACAAGUUUGAGUGCCAGCAUCAUGAUUAAAAUUUCCCUUUUAACAAUAACAUUGAAAAUAGCCAAUAAAAAUACUUUUAUGUUGCAGUGAUUUUGGGUACUGUCUAAAUCAUAGACUUGGAUGAGUCUCCAAGGAUAGGAAGCUGCACAACUCUGGGGUAAUCAUUAAAAUGCUCCCCUCCAGCUCUUGCCUUAAAGAUUAGGAUGGGAUUUGUUUAUUGUAUUAAAGAUGGAGAAGAUUUCAAAAUUCAUUGAAAGGAGAACAAGAAGUAGGGAACAAAAAAUAAAGAAAUAGCUAAGAUGUGUGGCGAGAAAAGCAUUUUUAUUUGGUUUUCAAAUUCAGUUUCCACUCAGGCUAGACACUACUAAUAAACAGCAUUUCAACUAAAUGUGAGAUCCUACAUAUUCAUGUUCCUCCACACACAUAAGUCCAUAUGCUCCAUCACUACUAUCAUGGCUUAUCAGAGGGAUGGAUGAUGAAGCAGCUGGUCUCUACUUGGUCAUGAGUGAAAUAAUGGGGUUGUGCUCUCAAAUGGGGUACACCCACCUUUUCCUGUCUCCAGAAGCCCAGAGCAGUUGGACCUGCAUUAUAUCAAUUGCCUUCCCCUCCCUCUCUUUAUGACUAAUAGGAAGCAGCAGAAUUGACACCACCCAGGGCAUUAGCCUUUAUGCCCAGGUUAUGGCUGCUAGGUAAUGUAUGGGCACAAAGGCAAGAGACUCUUCAAAUGAGCCAACAUGGGAAGUGGAAACCUUUUACAUCACUAACAGGAUGCUAGUCAUUUUUCAAGGUGACAGUGCAUAGAUAUCUAAGCCAUAGCAGGUCUUUAGGUCAAAACCAGCAUUAUGAAAAGGAUAUGUGUGUGGUUAUUGGUUUUUACAUUUUCUUGGCCUCUUAUUACAGUUGUGCCUGUGAAAUGCAGGUGCCUGGAGAGCUGGGGUGUCAUGGCAGCUCUCAGUUAUCAGGAAUUGGGAGUGCUUAUUCUAAUUCAGCCAGAACUGCUAAGUAGACAUUAAAGCUGAGGUUUCAUGAAUCUCAUCUUUUAAUUGUACACCAUCAAGAUGACAAAGAUUCUAACAGGAACGAUUAAUAUCUGAAUGGGACAUUACACACAGUGCUGAAGUGGUCAAGAGCAUUCAAAUCCACCACUAAUCACAAUCCAGGUUUCUAAGUCAAGCAGCUGAAGAGCAACACACCAAGACGGUGAACCUCCCUGAACAGCAAGGGACCAAUGCCUCUAUUUAUCCCUAUGUUUGGCUCACAGUACUUGCUCCUUGUAAUCACCACAGCCUUACUGGCUUUGACCUGACUCUUCCACAUCCAACCUCUUGCCAGACUUUGUGUGAGCCUUCCAGGAUGUGUUACGAUAAAAUUACAAUGGCGUACCUACCAUCUGCAGGCUAUGUAUGAUUCUUUAUCUCCUGUUCUUUGUUAACUUUUGGAAUAAACAGACUACACUCAAAAAGCUAUUUAUACUGCAGGACUGAAGAAAAGGGUAUGAUGACUAAUUACAUUUGUAUAUUAAAAGUUUAUUAUUCUAAUGUGUAACAACCUUCUGAACUUUACAUAAUUGAAUAGUAGAAGGUGCGGUGGGGUGACUUUGUAAUGUAAAAUGGACAUACCAUCACACUCUGUUUUCUUUUGACAUUGUAGCAGACUUAUCUUGAUUGUCAUCUUUCUAAAAGUUUGGUGCAUCAUAUUUUUUCUACUGUAUGUGUCUACUUUUUAUAAUACCUUGUUCAGUUCCAACUUGUUUACAAUAGGUGUGUCCCUACUUGGCCUCUGUUUUUCAUUCAGGAGUGAGGAGGGGUUUUUAAUCCUUCUUUUUUCCCUUUUUUUUAAGAUGAAAGAAUAAAUAUAUAUGUAACAGAAGAAGAAAGACAAACAUUAAGUAGGGAAAUUUCAAUACAAAAAAUAAAAGAUGUAGUAAAAAAAAUCCUAAACAAGCCAAAUUACCAGGAGUGGACGGGUUCACUGCAGAAUUUUACAAAGAAACAAUAGAAAUAAUAGCACCAGAAAUGAAAUAUUUAUUUAAUAGCAUAUUGAGGGAAGGAAAAGCCCCCAAUACAUGGAGAAACGCAAAGACUAUAGUAAUCCUUAAGCCACAAAAAACCAAGAGAGACACACUCGUGCAGACCAAUCAGUUUAAUGAACCAAGAUUAUAAAAUGUUCACAAAAAUAUUGGCCAACAGAUAAGAAAAAUACUACCAAAAUUAUAAAGGAAGAUCAGUAUGGAUUUAUUAAAGGUAGACAGACAGGACACCCAAUCAGGAAUAUUAUAAACAUAUUAGGAUAUAGACAAAAGGAGAAACUAGCACUACUAAAAUUAGAUGUAUAUAAAGCUUUUGACACAACUGGGAAUUCUUAUGGAAAGUAAUGAAGAAAUUUGGACUAAAGGAAACAUACAUAAACCACAAUUAAGGAAAUAUAUAGGGAAGGAACCUUAGUGGUGAAAGUAAAUGAGGGAACAUCAGAAGAAUUUUAUAUUCAAAGGGGAGUUAAGCAAGGAUGCCCAUUGUCACCACUUAGAACAGAGGGAUAUAAAAUGGGUGGAGAAGAAAAUUAAAGUUAAUUUGUAUGCAGAUGAUAUUAUGCCAAUUCUGACUAACCCAGUAUAUGGAAUUAGAGAUUUAAAAAUUAUUUUAAAAAGAUUUUAAAACAAACUCGGGGUUAGGAGUAAAUAUUAAAAAAUCCAAAAUCAUGUAUGCUGAUGUAAAUUAUUUAGAAAAAACAGAAAUAAAUAGAAUGACAGAAAUGGAAAUCGGUACAAAAAAAUGAAAUAUAUAGGAGUGAUAAUACAUAUAUAGAGAGAGGGAAUAUGGCAGAAAAAACUACAAAGAAGCAUGGAAGAAAGUUAUAAAGAAGAUAAAAAAGUGGAAAAAUAAAAAUCUAAGCAUUUCACAUAAAACUAAAGCAGUUAAGAUGUUCCUCACCCCAAAACGAAUAUACCUAUUUCAAGUUCUACCAAUAUAAAUAAAUAAAAGAUCAAUCAAGAAAUGGAACAAAGAAAUAUCUAUGGGCACUUCUAGAGAGUAUAUGAGAAGGAGAGGGAACUGGGAUGGUGGGAAGAAAUGAGAAAUAAAGGAUAUGGUAAAAUCAAAGAUAUGUAUGAUCUGAAUAGCCAAUUAAUUUCUAUAGGCAAAGUAAUAGUGAUGAUGGGUGAUAAGAACUGGAUUAUUAGGUCUAUAUAACAAACUUAAACAAGGAAAAUAUGAAGGAAAGAUACAGAAAGAUGAAUGGGGAGAUAUCUUUAAAAGAACGGAAAAACAAAAAAGAGUUAACAGGAGCAAUAUACAAAUUGAUGGUAAAGGACAAUGACUAUAUGAUAAGAACAACACAAAAUAAAUGACAAAGAGAAGACUCACUUAUGAAUCAAAUGAUACAAGAUAUGAAGGGGAUGAAGGAAAUCAGAAUGGAUAAAUACAAAGAAUUAGAAAGGAAACUUAUGCUAAAAUGUUGUAUGACUUUAGCUCAAUUAUCAUCUAUAUAUAUAAAAGGAUAAUGAAAUUUCGGCCUAGGACAAAACAACAAAACUACACCUCCCAGAAACACUAAACUUGGCAGCACAACCCCUCAUCCAUGCCUCUACGUUCAUACAACAAAAAGUUUGAGCUACUCCAGAAAACGGCCAGGCUUUGAGACUGCAAGGCUAUUCACUGCUAUUCCACCUGGCCAACAAAGGAUUCCCAUAAGCCACAGCAAUGCGUGGCCGGGCAAAUCUAGUAUAUAAUAAAAGGAGUAAGCUCAAUGUGCUGGCACUGCGGAAAGAAUGAGGGAUGGUACUCAUAUAUGUGAUGGGAAUGUCCAAAAGUAACCAUAUUCUGGGAAAUGAUAACAAAAACGAUGGAAAGAAUAUUUAAAAUGCCUAUACAAGUAAAUUUAGACACAAUACUAAUGGGAAUAUUAGGAAACAAGAGAAUUAAUACAAAGGAACAAGAACGGUUUAAAAUUAUGAUUUGAGCUGGACAAGCAGCAAUUUCAUGAGAGUGGAAUUUUUUUUAAAAAAAGUGGACAUUGGAGAACUGGAACAAUUACAUAUAUGAACAAGUACAAUUCCAAAUUAUGACAAGUGUAAUGAAGGAGGAUGCGCAAGAGGAGAAAAUAGAGGAAACAAAAAACAAAUGGAAAACAUGUAUAUAGAAUGGGUAAAAAAAAAACCUAUACAAAUAUUGUAAAGAAAGUAAGAGAACUGUGCACAUGGCUAAAAAUAACAAUAUAGCGGAAAAUGUGGUUGGGGAGGUGGGUGAUGGGGAAGAUACGGGAGUUUUAGUUUAUUUUUCUCUAUUUUUUAUUAUCGUCUGCUUAGAAAUUUAGUAGUAAAUACUAAUAAGAUAAAGGAUAUGUAAAAGUUUAAGAUAUAAACAAAAUAAAUGAAUAACAUCUAGAAAUGCUGGAUACAAAAUAUCCUAGAUGUAAUUGCACCAAAUGAAAAGAAGUGGAAACACUAAUAAUAGGAUUUAUAAAUGUUUAUACAAAAGGUUUAUGAAUAUCUGCACCUAACCGAAAUAUGUGUAAAUAAUGUGAUGAAAAUGUAUUAAAAGGCAAUGAUAAUAAAAUAAAAAUUAAUUUUUUAAA
Messenger RNA from Anolis carolinensis (green anole), 9800 nucleotides. RefSeq names its product synaptotagmin 12 (gene syt12). Gene Ontology annotation, cellular component: plasma membrane; exocytic vesicle. The record is from RefSeq and is a predicted model, not a curated record. Gene Ontology annotation, molecular function: calcium ion binding; calcium-dependent phospholipid binding; clathrin binding. The transcript has 8 exons. The coding region runs from base 468 to 1730 and encodes 420 amino acids. Lineage: Eukaryota; Metazoa; Chordata; Lepidosauria; Squamata; Anolidae. Gene Ontology annotation, biological process: cellular response to calcium ion; regulation of calcium ion-dependent exocytosis; calcium-ion regulated exocytosis.